Molecule: messenger RNA, 1626 nt
Organism: Priceomyces carsonii
Lineage: Eukaryota; Fungi; Ascomycota; Pichiomycetes; Serinales; Debaryomycetaceae
Product: ubiquitin-protein ligase
Exons: 1
Coding region: 1-1626 (541 amino acids)
Biological process (GO): proteasome-mediated ubiquitin-dependent protein catabolic process
Cellular component (GO): nucleus; cytoplasm; GID complex
Molecular function (GO): ubiquitin-protein transferase activity
Source: RefSeq, a predicted model, not a curated record
AUGAGUAGUAGUGAGUUGUUAGAUUCCCUCACUUCUGAGGUGGAAUCUUUUACGAAUACAGGCUAUAAUAGUGUCAGUGGUCUCUUGAAGGAGUCUAAUAAUUUCUUGAGUUAUCUUAAAGAAGUUGAAUCAUCGUUAUCGGAGGAUCUUAAAACAGAGGAACAAAAAACCAAAGAUCCCCAAUCUCUUUCGAAAUUCGAAACUGAAGCUAGUCAAUGGUAUAAGGAGUCAAUAUCUCAGCUAAAGUCUUACAAUACUUCCACAAAUAAGUUUCUGAAGAAUAUCCUCAAUAACUCAAAGUUUAACAUAGAUCUCGAUGAGGCUUAUACUUACCCCUUGAAUUUGAAUAACUAUCCUGAGAGAGUUGGAAAGGGUUCUUCUGCCUAUAAUGGUUCUGAUAUAUCCCUCAAAGCUAUAAAGGCGGAAGGACAUGAAGAGCUUCUAAAAGCUAUAAUUUUACAUUUAUUAAAAAUUGGUCAAUGUGACUUAGUUAAAGAAAUGGUGAAGGAAUUAGAUCAUGAUGUGGUAAUUGAAGAAGAGUUGCUUUCCAAAUUUAAAGUAUUGAAUGAAAUUGUGGAUGAUAUAAUAAUGAAACAUGAUAUUACGAGAGCAUUAAAUUGGUUCAAGGAUAGGUAUAAUAAUAGCAUGACAUUAUCCAAUUCAUUGAAAAAUAUACCUUCUCAGCAUAACUCUUCAAGUGAUCAAAUCGAAUUUAAGUUUCAUAUGUUGCAGUUUGCAUUAUUGUUGAAUAAUGGUUCGUCAUUUAAUUUAGAUAAUGCUUUGCAAGCUUACUUGUAUUCGAAAGAACAUUUCUCGAGGUUUUUCGUUGAUUAUCUUCACGAAAUUUCUCCUAUGUUGACAUUAUUACUUUUCAAAACUUCCAGAGACGAUGACGAUGAUGAUUACGCUAGAAAGCAUAUGGUAAACUUGCUUUCGGAGUUUACAAAUAAAAUGAAAUUAUGCUUCAGAAUGGAUCAGGAUAACAAUAGGACUGUGAAUGGAAGCUCUAUGUUCGUAGGUGAGCUUUUGGCAAACUUUGAACACUUGCAUUCAAAUCCGUCCAUUUUCGUCAAUCUAGCGAAUGAGUUCAUUUCGGAAUAUUGUAAAGACUUAAAGCUUUCCAAUGAUUCAUCACUUUUUCAAAGUAUAUUGGCUGGUUUUAUCAAUUUGCCAAGCUUCUACAAGUAUAACAAGAUUCAGAUGAAAUUGAGCAAGAUAAAGAAUGACCCUGAAGUUGAAGGCUCCAAGAUAGAUAGACCAACCAUCCUUGAAGCCGAUUACAGUUAUGAUUUACCUUUUCAAUUGCCGGAUUCUAGUAGAUUUCUAUUCAAAUAUCAUCCGAUAUUCAUUUGUCCAAUAUCCAAGGAACAAUUAAUUCCAGUUACAAAUAAUCUUCACUAUGACUCUGAUGAUAAGCACAAGAAGAAGAAAAAGAGAUCGACCCUUGAUCCAUCUUCCAAUACAGCUCUCAAUCUGGUAGUUGUUUUAAACUUUUGUCAGCACCUCGCUUUGAGGGAAAGUGUAUGGCAAAUAUCAAAGAAAGGCACAGAGAUUUUUAACUGUCAUUAUUGUUACAAGAAACAUAAAUUCUCUGAUGUAAGUGAAGCUUACUUUAUAGAUUUGUAA